AUGACUGACAGCGGCAAGUGUGCAUUCGUGCUUGAAAUCGAUCUUUUGGACGGCGCAGAUGGAAGCGUGACACUAUGUCAGCGUCGGUAUGUAUAUGACGUACUCAAGCGCUUUGGAAUGGAUGAUUGCAAGGCCGUCGCAAGUCCAGUCGACAUGAGCUCUCGACUUGUUUCAAGUGGUGCAGCCACCAAGGUCGAUGCUCCUUUUCGCGAAGCUGUUGAUGCGUUGAUGCACCUGACCACUGUAACGCGCCCGGAUAUUUCGUUCGCCGUGGGCUAUGUGUCGCGAUUCAUGGAGAACCCCCAAGAAGAACACUGGGUUGCGGUCAAGCGCAUCUUCCGCUACCUACAAGGCACUAAGAUGCACGGAUCUGCUACAAGUCAGAUGCAAAGAUCGACUUUCGUGGCUACUCGGAUGCAGACUGGGCCGGUGACCUCGCUGAUCCAAGAAACAGCCAAGUGUUCGUUGUCCACGAGUGAAGCCGAAUGCAUCGCACUCAGCUUGGCGAUUCAAGAGGGCAAGUGGAUUCAUCGUCUACUGUGUGAGAUCAUGAUGGCUGCCAAUGAAGAAGGACUGAAACUUAUGAUCCAUGAAGACAAUCAGUCGUGUACAUAG
Molecule: messenger RNA, 615 nt
Organism: Peronospora matthiolae
Lineage: Eukaryota; Oomycota; Peronosporomycetes; Peronosporales; Peronosporaceae
Source: the annotation of a GenBank genome assembly